This is a messenger RNA of Panicum hallii, 3228 nucleotides long. Its product is annotated as protein IQ-DOMAIN 32. The coding region runs from base 174 to 2885 and encodes 903 amino acids. The record is from RefSeq and is a predicted model, not a curated record. Gene Ontology annotation, molecular function: protein binding. The transcript is spliced from 6 exons. Lineage: Eukaryota; Viridiplantae; Streptophyta; Magnoliopsida; Poales; Poaceae.
CAAGCAGAGCCGCAGACAAACGCGCAGCGUAGAAGGAGCAGAGCGGCCAUUCACUGCCGUCCUGUUCCGCCCCAGGCUCCAGAAACGCACGCGCGCCCCAGAGCUGAGCAUUCGACUGACUGACUGAGGCGGCGGCGGCCGCCGCGCGGCAGGAGCGAGCGAUCCCGCCCCCUAUGGCGCGGUCCAAGAACGGCUGCCUCAAGAUCCUCGUCUGCGCCGGCUCCGGAUCCGACCCCUCCGCCGGCUCCGACGCCGACGCCGACGACCACCCCGACGAGAACAAGGCCAUAUCAGAUAAAAGCAGGUGGAGCUUUCGUAGGAGGUCUACAAGGCAUCGGGUUUUGAAGAACUCUGAUAUCUCAGAACCUGAAACUCUUAGUUCGAGCAAAGCAAAGGCUGACAUUACACCAAGCAACAAUGUUUAUACUUCAACAUACUCUUAUGCCUCGGAGAAGCCUCUCCAGCAAGACAAGCCAGAUGAGAAGAUUCUACAUGAAGAGAAGCCAGAGGAGAAGCCUCUGCAUCAAGAGAUGUCUGAUGAAAAGCUGAUGGAGAAGCCAGAGGAGAAGCCUCUGCAUCAAGAGAUGUCUGAUGAAAAGCUGAUGGAGAAGUCAAUUGGAAAGCCUGUUGACAAACUUAUGGAAGAACCAGUUGACCAGAUAAUUGAAAAGUCGAUUGAACAGCCAGCUGAGAAGACAACUGAAACAGAAACUGAAGAGCCAGCCCCAAAAAUUACUGACGCACCAACUGAAGUGCCAGCUGAAAAAACAAGUGAGGCAGCAUCUGAAGAUCCAACUGAAAGGAUAAUGGAAAAUCCAAUUGAAGAGACAACUGAGAGGGAAGUUGAGGAACUGAUUGAAAAACCAACUGAAAGUAUUUCUGUCGCAUCAACUGAGCCAGAGCAGGAGGAAACCGCCUCACUUGUUGAAGGAAGCAGUGCGGACCGUGAGGAGGAUCACUUGCAGUCUGCAGCUACUGAUCUUCAGCCUGACAGUGGGACAUCCAUUGCAGGGCAAGAACUAUUGAAUCAGAAGGAUCUGGUGAAACUGCAAGCUAUUGUACGUGGACGUCUAGUUAGAAAGCAGGCUGCAGAAUCUUUGCAUUGCUUGCUUGCAAUCCUUAAAAUUCAAGGAUUAAUCAGGGCUCGUCAAGCACAGCAAUCAGGAGAGAAGGUUCAGGAGACUAUUGUGCAUUCUUCAGGUGAGAAAUUGCUUCGCAAUGGAUUUGCUCUCAAGCUCAUGGACAGCAUGCCGACUCCAAAAUCCAUUCACAUAAAAUGUGAUCCUUCAGAAUCUGAUGUCACAUGGAAAUGGAUGGAGAGGUGGACAUCCUUGAUUCCACCAAUCACUGGGGAGCAGUUGCCAGAGCACAGAGAAAAUGGCGAGUUGAUGGGUGAGAAUGUGAAAGAAGAUGCUCAGCAUGAUGACGAGAUUGUUCCUUUGGGCUCAGAUCUAUCUUUCCCCAAGUUGGUGCCUGAAGAUGUGAAAGAGUCACUAUGGACAUCUGAUUCUAGUGCCUUGGAGGCUCCUGCAAGUAUCCCAGAUGAAACCUCUGAGGUGGAAAUCAGACGUGACCCUGAAUCAGAGUUGAUUGAAAAUAUUGAUAUAUAUGCUGAGCAAGUGACUGACCAAAAGACUGAAAAUGCUGUGGACGAGUUUUUGAUGUCCUCGGAUCAACAAUCUACCCAACCUGAUGCAUCAAGUGAACCCAGCCCUCUUCCUGAAAAACCUGAAUCAUCCAAUGAGGACAGUGGUGAUGCAUAUAGUUCUGAGCAGACACUGGAGAUGGAAGGUAAAAGGUCUGUGGUGAGAAAGUCAUGCAAUCCAGCGUUUGCUGCUGCACAAUUGAAAUUUGAAGAGCUGAGUACAAAUUCGACAGUCAGCAGGUCCAGCAGCUCAUCGUAUCUGGAUGGGGCAAGCAAGUCAAGGGCGCAUACUCCUCGUUCACAAGAAGAUUACUCGUCAAAGCAAGAUAAUGACACGGGCCUACCAGAAAGCUCGGUUGGUCAUGAUGCUAAAAUGGUAAUUGCUGCUUCAGAAUGUGGGACUGAGAUUUCAAUUUCCUCUACCCUGGACUCACCAGAUAGAUCAGAAGGUGAUGGUGGGGAGAUUGUAUUGGAGAUUGGAGCUCUGGAAAAUAGAAACUAUGUUUCUGACAAAGCUAAUAAGGACGUCAGUAUUGUGCAUUCUGAAGUGAAAAAUGCUCCUGAAGUAGACGCCGAGCUGCAAAAGGAGGAACAACAGAAUGGCCAUGUUGCUGACCCUGAAGUAGAAGCUCAGCCACAAGAGGAGCUUGUUCAGGAACCACAUGUUGAACCAGAAAAAUCAGAUUUGCACGACCAUGCUGAAAAACCUGUAGAAUCUUAUGCCACACCUGAAGGAACUCCGAUGAGCCGAGCCACCGUUCCAGAAUCUCACGGAACACCAUCAAGUGAGGUCUCUGUUAAUACCCAAAAGAACAGGAGCAAAAAGCCCAAGUCCCAUGCAAGCAAGAGGUCCCUGGCUAGUCCCAGCAGUGAUUCAGUAGGACGGAGCAGCACAGAAAAUUUCUCGAAGGAAUCAAGGCGUGCCAAGAGAGAGAACUCAAGCAACGCUGCUAAAUCCGACGCCACCGACCAAGAACCUCGUAUAAGCAACAGCAACCCGGUGCCAAGCUACAUGCAGUUUACAGAAUCUGCAAGGGCAAAGGCGUCUGCUAGCGCAUCCCCAAAGAUGAGCCCAGAUGUGCAGGACAGCAACCCUAGGAAAAGGCAUUCGUUGCCCAUGACAAAUGGCAAGCACGAUUCAUCUCCCCGCAUGCAACGGUCAUCGUCCCAGGCUCAGCAAAACGUGAAAAGCAAUGGUGCUGUUCCUCACAACUCAUCUGACAAGAGGUGGCAUAUCUGAUGAGUUGUCGGAGCAGCAUACCCGCGCGGUUCCAUCGAAUAUCUAGAUGGGUUUCUCGUGAUGACUUGCCUUCUCCGCGUGUUCCAUCUAAUUCGUCAGUUCUUUUUCUUUUUCUUGAUUCGUUGUUGGAAUGCAGAGUAUGGUUGGAAGAAGGGCAGCAGCUGCCGCUUGAUAUGUGUACAUUUGUUGGUUGUUAUUGGUUGUGUCAUUUGACUGAUGAUAGUGGUUUCUGUGUGUAAUAUAUAUCCUUGACAUGUAACGCAACAGCGGCCUGAAGAGUGUGUGGAUUGGUCUGUUACAUUUGGCAAUAUUCAAGUUUCUGUUAGUGUGGAUAGAGUUCUCU